Molecule: messenger RNA, 1284 nt
Organism: Fonsecaea nubica
Lineage: Eukaryota; Fungi; Ascomycota; Eurotiomycetes; Chaetothyriales; Herpotrichiellaceae
Exons: 1
Coding region: 1-1284 (427 amino acids)
Biological process (GO): secondary metabolite biosynthetic process
Molecular function (GO): FAD binding
Source: RefSeq, a predicted model, not a curated record
AUGUCAACCAAACCAGACUUCGACAUUGCCAUCGUGGGCGGGGGCAUCGCUGGCCUUUGCCUCGCCUUGUCCAUCAUUGGCCACUCUUCCAUACCUGUCACCCUCUACGAAGCAGCACCAGCAUUUGGGGAGAUCGGUGCCGGCGUCGCCUUUGGGCCCAAUGCAGUGCGGGCCAUGUCCCUGAUAUCAAAGGAGUUUGGUUCGAGAUUUCAAGCCCGGGCAACGUCCAACUUGUCGCCAGAAAAGAAGAAUACAUGGUUUGACUUCCGCAUCGGCAUGGAUGGCAAGACUGAAGAGUCUCGGCAGCGAGGUGUUCGAGCCAGCCAAUUCCUCUGCACGGUCGACGAGCCAGAACCGCACAGUGGCUUGAUCAACCGCUCUCACUUCCUCGACAUCCUCGUUGACCUGCUCCCGCCCAAUUUCGGGACCUUUGGGAAGAUCCUGACAUCGUUGGAGGACAAAGGCCCUGCUGGUGUGCUCUUGCGCUUUGAAGACGGCACAGAAGCCACGCACAGCGCAGUCAUUGGUUGCGAUGGAAUCAAGAGUCGCACGAGGCGGAUCCUUGCGGGGGAGGAUAGUCCCAAGGUCCUGCCGACUUUUACAGGGAAAUACUGCUAUCGCGGCAUGAUCCCUAUGCACCUUGCAGUGGAGAAGCUGGGCGAAGAGCUCGCGCAGAAUUGUCAAGCUUACAUGGGAUAUCAUGGCCACAUCCUGACGUUCCCUGUUGCGAAGGGGAAGAUGAUGAACGUUGUCGCGUUCCACUCGCAGGACGAAUGGCGGCACGAGAGAAUGGUAAUACCGGCCACAAAGGAACAGAUCUUUGCAGAUUUCAAAGAUUGGGGCACGCAAGUCAAGGACAUAAUCAACCUGAUGGGCCCGUCGGACAUCUGGGCGCUCUUUGACCACCCCAGCCUCGACACCUACACGCGCGGAAGACUAUGCUUGAUGGGCGACGCAGCUCACGCAUCGACGCCCUUUCAGGGCGCAGGCGCCGGUAUGGCGGUGGAGGACGCAUAUGUGCUGGGGAGUCUAGUGGCGAAUAUCCGGAGCGGAAAUCAGCUGGAGUCGGCGUUUCAAGCCUUUGAUACGCUACGACGAGAGAGGACACAGAGGCUGGUGACCUCGAGUAGAGAGUCUGGACAUUUGUGGCACUUUGAGCUCGAGGGAGACGAUGUAGAAAAGAUCCGAGAUUUACUUGCGAGCCGGAUGCGUUGGAUUUGGGAAUAUGACAUCGAGGCCGAUGUGAGAGCCGCCCUGGCUACGCUGCGGCAGCAACAAGAGUGA